Molecule: messenger RNA, 4521 nt
Organism: Lagenorhynchus albirostris (white-beaked dolphin)
Lineage: Eukaryota; Metazoa; Chordata; Mammalia; Artiodactyla; Delphinidae
Gene: NCBP3
Product: nuclear cap binding subunit 3
Exons: 14
Coding region: 10-1980 (656 amino acids)
Cellular component (GO): nucleus; cytosol
Molecular function (GO): RNA 7-methylguanosine cap binding; mRNA binding
Source: RefSeq, a predicted model, not a curated record
CGGGCGGCGAUGGCGGCCGUACGGGGCCUGCGAGUGUCGGUGAAGGCGGAGGUCCCGGCGGGGCCGGCCUUGGGGCCCCCGUCGCCUGAAGCAGAGUCAGGUUUGGACCGCGGCGAGCCGGAGCCCAUGGAGGUGGAGGAGGGCGAGCUGGAGGUCGUGCCGGUUCGGCGCUCGCUAAAGGAACUGAUCCCGGACACAAGCAGAAGAUAUGAAAACAAGGCUGGCAGCUUCAUCACUGGAAUCGAUGUCACCUCCAAGGAAGCAAUUGAAAAGAAAGAACAGCGAGCUAAGCGCUUCCAUUUUCGCUCAGAAGUAAAUCUUGCCCAAAGAAAUGUAGCCUUGGACCGAGACAUGAUGAAGAAAGCAUAUUUCUUUUUAAAAUACCUAUUAUCUGAACUGUUACAACGGGCUACUGGUGGAUUGUGCAACAGCAGGUGUCUUGUUUUUCUAGCAAUCCCCAAAGUGAGACUGGAGACAAUCUACAUUUGCGGCGUAGAUGAGAUGAGUACCCAGGAUGUCUUUUCCUAUUUUAAAGAAUAUCCUCCGGCCCACAUUGAGUGGUUGGAUGAUACCUCCUGUAAUGUGGUUUGGUUGGAUGAAAUGACAGCCACACGAGCCCUUAUCAAUAUGAGUUCCCUGCCAGCCCUGGAUAAGAUAAGAAGCAGGGAUGCCAAUGAGGACAAGUCGUCUGAGAAAAGUAAAAAAGACAAGCAGGAAGACAGUUCCGACGAUGAUGAGGCUGAAGAAGGAGAAGUUGAAGAUGAGAACGCAAGUGAUGUAGAGUUGGACACGUUGUCUCAGGUAGAAGAAGAAUCUCUGCUAAGAAAUGAUCUUCGUCCAGCGAACAAACUUGCUAAAGGAAAUAGGUUAUUCAUGAGAUUUGCUACAAAAGAUGACAAAAAGGAACUUGGAGCAGCAAGAAGAAGUCAGUAUUACAUGAAAUAUGGGAAUCCAAAUUACGGAGGCAUGAAAGGAAUUCUUAGUAAUUCUUGGAAGCGAAGAUACCAUUCCCGUCGUAUUCAGCGGGAUGUGAUCAAGAAGAGAGCCCUGAUUGGGGACGACGUUGGCUUGACAUCCUAUGAACACCGACAUUCCGGACUAGUGAAUGUUCCUGAGGAACCCAUCGAGGAGGAGGAAGAGGAGGAGGAGGAAGAGGCGGACCAGGACAUGGAUGCUGAUGACAGGGUGGUGGUGGAGUACCACGAGGAGCUCCCAGCCCUCAAGCAGACCCGGGAGCGGAGCACGUCUAGGCGGUCCAGUGCCAGCGGCUCAGGCUCGGAUGAAAUGGACUAUGAUCUCGAACUGAAAAUGAUUUCCACCCCUUCGCCAAAGAAGAGCAUGAAAAUGACGAUGUAUGCAGACGAAGUGGAAUCUCAGCUGAAAAAUAUCAGGAACUCCAUGAAGGCAGAUACUCUAUCUACAAGCAAUAUAAAAAACCGAAUUGGUAACAAAUUAACACCUGAGAAAUUUGCAGAUGUCCGACAUUUGUUAGAUGAAAAACGUCAACACACACGUCCACGGCCACCUGGCAGCAGUACUAAAACAGAUAUACGCCAGCGAUUAGGAAAAAGACCACAUUCUCCGGAAAAGGCUUUUAGUAGUAACCCAGUCGUUCGGAGAGAGCCCUUUUCUGAUGUACAUAGUAGGCUAGGUGUUCCCAGGCAAGAUGUUAAAGGCCUCUACUCUGAUACUCGGGAGAAGAAAUCAGGUAGUUUAUGGAAUCGCUUAGGAUCUGCACCCAAGACCAAAGAAAAGAACACGAAGAAAGCGGAUCACAGGGCGCCCGGCACAGAGGAAGAUGACUCCGAGCUGCAGAGGGCAUGGGGGGCUCUGAUUAAGGAGAAAGAACAGUCUCGCCAAAAGAAGAGCCGCUGUUACCAGCACCCUUUUUCCAAGAAAAGUCAAUUCCCAGGUGCUUAUUGGACAGCCUUCGAGGGGGAAGAUGAGGGAAGCUGCCAGCUCACCCUUCCAGGAUCCUAGUGUGGGGGCCGAAUCUCAUGGACCUGACCUCAGAGGUGCACCUGUGCCGCCCAGGUAGAUAAGAGCCGCAGCGUCGAUCGCCCUUCAUUCCUCCCUGGGGAUUUCUGUUAGGGGGCCUUGUUAGCAAUCAGCUUGCAGUGAAGAUCAAGUUCAGUGCUGUGGGAUUUUUAGGAACAAAAAACUGUGACUUUGGGGUGGAUUUUUGUGCUGGGGUGGGGUCAUGGGUUAAUGUUGAACAAUUUUUAAGUCUGUAUUAUGUUUAAAAAAUAUUAAUGAUUUAAAAGUUUAAAUUUUUAAUUUUUAUAUGUGAAAAUAUUUCCUUUUGGCUACGAGGGAAGCUCAAGUGGUGUCUUCUUAUGUGCUGUUAAAUAUAUAUUAUAUACUUUGGAAGAAGGCAAAGAGGGGAGCCGCAUUAUUUUUAAAUGAUCCCAACUGUAUAGUCUGUCUGUUGUACAUAGAGUUUACCUUGCUUUUUGGCCGCUGUAGGGGAAAAAACCCAUCCACCUGAGAUGGGAACCUGUCAUUUAUUAUCACUUCAGAAGUGAUAACACUGGUAUUUAUUCUUUCUGUCUCCAAGUUCUGGCACUUGAAGACUUCUGCAAAACUGGCAAAUAAGAUGAUAGUUACAGAAAUUUUAGUUCAUUUAUUUCUAAACUCCUUUCAGAUUAUUUUACCAUGAGAAGGUGGUAGGUUAUUUUGUCUUCCUGUCUGAUUUUUAUUUUGAAGUAUUUAGUGUUGUAUUCCUCUGCAGGCUUAAAAAUAGUGUCUUACUUCAAUUCAGUAGAGCUUAGGAGUUAAAGAGAAUAAAGCCUGUGUUGCUUGUGUGAUGUCACAGCCCCUCACCUGUCUGGAAUGUUCAGCACCCAGUGCAGCUCAGGGUUCUAGAGCUCUUUGCUCUGCCUGAGCUAAUGGUCACAUGAUUAGUUGAUUGCAGUGCGGUGCGGUGGAGGGCAGAACGAACGCUUUGUUUAAUAAAGAAGGGCGGGGAGACUUGAGAGUUGCAACAAGAACUGUGUUGUCCAUAUUUUGUUGGUUAACCUGCUUUUUCCCUCCCUGUAGAAAGAUGAGAGCAUGUAACCAUGAUAUGUUUCAGCUUCCUAGUGGGAUUCUAGGAAAGAGCUGGUUCUGGUUUCCCUGCCAGUUGAGACCUAAGGUUUCUGAGGUUUCUCAGCUCUUUGCCCAUGAAGCACACAGCUGGGAACCAGGUUCUUGAGGAGGGGCCAGGGUCUGGGCGGUUGGUCAAGUGAGAAGUGCAGGGGCUGUAGAGUCAGAGACGCCGACCCCUGGCUCUGCUCCGUGGGCCUGGGCCUCAGUUUCCCCUUCUAGCAAAUGAAUGGGCUGGUACCUGAGCCGCUGGCUUCGUUGGUGCGUCUUAAUGGUGUUGUGCUGUCUCAGAGCGGUGGCUGCAGCGGGCUGGCCAGCACCAGCGUCUGCGGCCGGUGCGGGGAGUGUCAAGGAGACAACUGAGGGUGUGCGUGAGGUUGUGGACGGGACUACCCCCACCCCACUCCAGUCUCUGGGCCACUAGUGAGACAAAGAGGUCCCCGUGGUCAGGGUCCCCACUGACAUGCUCUCUGCAGUGUUCAGAAAACUCCCCUUCUCAGACUUGCCCUUGUGUUUCCCAGUCAUGACCCUUUCCCACCAGUAGUUCAGGCCCACUUGUCCCAUGGCCUUUCAGCCCUCACCAGUCUUUUGCUAGGGAUCAAGGAAGGCUUUCAGGAAGGGCGGUGGUAUGUAGUUAAAACUGUUGUGACCAAGAAAAAUGCCUACUUCAGCAGCCUUGCAGUUCUCACAAACACGCACAGCCCAGAAAAUUACCUUUAAAGACGUUAAGUUUUAUUUCCCAAAGUUAUUGGCCUUAGCCUCUCACUCUCCAGCCCACUCAAGCACUCAGAUCUUGCAGCGUCUUACGAGUGUUCUGGAAGCCCAGGCCCUUUCUUGGGAGCUGGGGAGCAAAGAUGGACGGUCGGUUUAGUCUUUACACAUAUGAGAUUUUAGAUACGUUUUGCUGCUUGAUAAUAAUUACAGAUACCUCAUUUCUGUUUUCCACUCUCCACCUUGGGAGAGGUGCCAACUACCCAGGAGAGCUUGUGGAGCCCAGCACACAAUGGAACCUCUCCUCCCCUGGCCUCCUCUAGCCUGACCCCAUGAGUCCCUCGCCUUAGGUCAGAAACUGUCUUCUCCCACUCCAUCCCUGCAGCAGCCUCUUUACUGGUUCCUCUGCCCUGUCUCUCCUUCUCCAUUCUGCACACUGCAGCUGGGAUGAACUUUCGGUGUUGUUAGCAGCUUCAUUGAGAUAUGAUUUACAUAGCAUACGGUUCACCCAUUUAAAGUGUACAUUUCAGUGGCUUUUAGUAUAUUCACAGAGUUGUGCAUCCAUUGCCAUAAUCAAUGUGAGAAUAUUUUCAUCAUCAAAAAGAAACCCUGUACCCAUUCGCAGUACCCCAUCCCCUGUUCCCCACUGGCAACCACUAACUACUUUUUGUGUCUAUGGAUUUAUCUGUUCUGAACAUUUCAUAUAAAUGGAAAUCAUACACUUUG